GCAGCUAACCAUUCUGACAUUUGCGUCAAACUCCGGCCGAGAUACCACGAUAGUGCUUCCUUGUAUCACUUUAGCUCCCAACGUCGCAUGUGACGGUGCUUCUUUCUAAUACCGACUUCCCCGCGCUAUAGGCACUACCCAGCCUCGUCUCAUGCGACUCAAAUAAAGAUAGAAUUCAACCAGACUCGUGCGACGCCCUUGCCCACCUGCUACUACCAUCAUGAAGCAAUUCCCUCUUGACAAGACGUUCAUUGUCUCCUUGUGGCUAGAGGCCCUGGUAUAUGGUUUCUUUUUAUGUCUGUUUUGUGCCUCUCUGUACGUUAACUUCACAUUGCGCAAGUCGCAAGAUGGCCACAGCAGAGCAAUGUUUUUUGUCGGCAUCGUCUUUUUUAUCAUUGCAACGAUGCAUCUUGGAAUGAACUGUUUCCGCAUGAUUCGUGGUUUCGUCGACCACGUCAAUGACCCCGGAGGCGCAGUUGGGUAUAUUGGUGCUCUCGCUCCCUGGGACCACGUUUUCAAGGACACGCUGUACGCAACACAAGAGAUUUUAGGCGAUGGUGUAGCGAUUUAUCGUUGCUGGGUGAUUUGGAGUCGUGACUGGAGAAUCAUAUUGCUUCCGACGGUGCUAUUCAUUGUCAGCAUGGUCUCCGGUUACAUGGUUUGCGGCCUGUACCCAUCACAAGUCGCUGGUAGCACAGUCUUUGACCCUCGCCUUGCCCGCUGGAUUACCAUCUUCUACGCCGUCGCCGUAGUACAAUCAGCAAUGACGACGGGGCUCAUGGCAUACCGUAUCUGGCACACCGAUCGGCGAUCGUCUGCAUAUCGAACUGCGUCAGGGAAUCUGAUGCCGAUCCUUCGAAUCCUCAUCGAGUCAGCAUCUCUGCAAUUCAUUGUGGAGGCCAUUCUUCUGGCUCUUUACUGUGCCAAUUACAACGCACAGUAUAUCUUGCUAGAGAUUGUUACCCCGCUAGUGGGCAUCACAUUCACUGCUAUCACCAUUCGCAUAACUCUUCGCAUGUCUGGUGCGUUGGACACAAGCCGAGGAGGUAUAUCGCACUCGCAUGGCACAGGCCACGGUACGGAGCCUCAGGUCGCCACCAUCGGGUCUAUGCCCAUGCGACCUAUCGCUGUGAACAUUACAAAAGACAUCGAAGACCAUCAUGAUCCCUCAGUUGAUGAAUUUGCAGAUGUUGCUAUUGAGCCCUAUCAUUCGAAGUUCGACAGGUCUACCACCGGCAGCCUCUAGAAUGUGUGAAUUUCGAGCCCCUUUUCAGACCGUUGUCCUUCCCAUGUGACCCCACGCCGCGACUGGGAUAUACUUUCCCUUUAGGUCUUUCGUCUCUUUCUCAUCGAGGUGUUGCAUUUUAUCCUGGAACAGUUCCCGGAACCACGUUCCUUUUGAGAUGUUCAAUUCUUGCGAUCCUUUUACUUCUCAAAACUUCUGUAUAGUACUAGGCCGCCACUUUUGUAGUAUAGAUACCCAUUGUACUAUUGCCAUUUGCAUGUAGAACUGUCUAUGUCCUCGAGGACGCGGAAGUGCAGUGAAAAUGUACACUGUAUCUAGGACCUACACCCGGUGACGGGAAAUUCUGGAAUAGAAUUAUUGAAUGUAUGCAUAUUAAUGGAU
Messenger RNA from Somion occarium, 1627 nucleotides. Lineage: Eukaryota; Fungi; Basidiomycota; Agaricomycetes; Polyporales; Cerrenaceae. The record is from the annotation of a GenBank genome assembly.